AUGCUCCUCACGAAACCCCACCUCUCCAAGUCGCUCCUCCCAGUCCCAUCCCCGCCGCUCUCGAGCCCCACUCUCAGUUCCAACCAUGCCAGGCCCCUUGCCGCCCCCACUUGCCGUCGCAGCCGCCUCCGCAUCUCCGCCACAUCCACGGCUACGCCGGCUCCUUCGGCGGCGGCGGCGGCGGCCGCCGCUGCCACCGCGGCGCUGAGCCGAGUGGACGUGCUCUCGGAGGCGCUCCCUUUCAUCCAGCGAUUCAAAGGCAAGACGGUGGUGGUCAAGUAUGGCGGUGCGGCGAUGAAGUCCCCGGAGCUGCAGGCGUCCGUGAUCCGCGACCUCGUGCUCCUCUCCUGCGUCGGCCUCCGCCCCGUGCUCGUCCACGGCGGGGGGCCGGAGAUUAACUCCUGGCUGCUGCGCGUCGGCGUCGAGCCGCAGUUCCGCGACGGCCUCCGCGUCACGGACGCGCUCACCAUGGAGGUCGUCGAGAUGGUGCUCGUCGGGAAGGUCAACAAGAACCUCGUCUCCCUCAUCAACAUCGCUGGAGGCACCGCCGUUGGCCUCUGCGGCAAGGACGCGCGCCUCAUCACCGCGCGCCCGUCCCCAAACGCAGCGGCGCUGGGAUUCGUCGGCGAGGUCUCGCGCGUGGACGCCACCGUCCUCCAUCCCAUCAUCGCCGCGGGCCAUAUCCCGGUUAUCGCCACCGUGGCCGCCGACGAGACUGGGCAGGCCUACAACAUCAAUGCCGAUACGGCGGCUGGCGAGAUUGCCGCUGCCGUGGGCGCCGAGAAGCUGCUGCUGCUCACGGAUGUGUCUGGGAUUCUGGCGGACCGUAAUGACCCUGGGAGCCUGGUGAAGGAGAUUGACAUUGCUGGGGUGCGGCAGAUGGUGGCCGACGGGAAGGUAGCUGGUGGGAUGAUACCCAAGGUUGAGUGCUGUGUUCGCGCCCUUGCACAAGGUGUACACACCGCAAGUAUCAUUGAUGGGCGUGUUCCACACUCCCUUCUGCUUGAGAUUCUCACAGACGAGGGCACAGGCACCAUGAUCACUGGCUGA
Messenger RNA from Miscanthus lutarioriparius, 1050 nucleotides. The record is from the annotation of a GenBank genome assembly. Lineage: Eukaryota; Viridiplantae; Streptophyta; Magnoliopsida; Poales; Poaceae.